AUGGCCGACGAAGCCUCAACGAACGAUCAGCAAAACCCUACGGUGGCCGUUGAUCCGGCACCCGAGGUCGCCAUGGAGAGCGCUGUCGCAACACCCACGGCUGCCGAAGGGGACCGCUCGGCCCUCGCCACCGGCACCGUGACGCCAGCGCUGUCCGACAUCCCGCUGAACCCAGAGCAGCGCAGCCUGUCGCUCAAGGUCUCGCUCGCCGACCUGAGCGCCAAGGCGACCGCGCUGUACGCGCACAAGAACUACGAGGAGGCCGCCGAGGUCUACGCCCAGGCCGCUGAGAUGCAGGCCGAGAUGAACGGCGAGAUGAGCCCUGAGAACGCCGAGAUCCUCUUCCUUUACGGCCGAAGUCUGUUCAAGGUCGGCCAGAGCAAGAGCGACGUGCUGGGCGGCAAGGCGCCUGAGCAACAAAAGAAGAAGGCCGCGGCGGGCGAGAAGAAGAAGGGGAAGGCAAAUGGAAGCGCCGUGAAGACAGAAACUGCUGAGGCAUCGGGCGCUGCAGCACAACCUGCUGCGGAGAAUGAGACUGAGAGAGUUGCCGAGGAGGCCGUUGCAAUUAUCGUCGAUGAAAAGGAGGGCGAGAAGAAGACUGAAGAGGGCGUCGAGGCGAAGAAGCCAUUGUUCCAAUUUACAGGAGACGAGAACUUUGAUGACUCCGACGAGGAGGAGCAGGGCGGCGAAGAGGAAGAAGGCGAAGGCGAGGACGAGGAAGAUGACGAUCUUGCCAUGGCAUUCGAAAUCUUAGACCUGGCUCGGGUUCUCUUCAACAAGAAACUCGAGGAAGGCACAGAAGCUGCUGCCGACGACAAGGGUAAGGAGAAGGCUGAAGGUGAUACCCCUGCGACGAAGCACAUCAAGGAGAGACUGGCAGAUACGCAUGACCUCCUAGCUGAGAUCUCUCUUGAGAACGAAAGAUACCCUAAUGCGAUCGUUGAUUCUCGAAAGUCUCUGGAGUACAAGAAGCAGUUGUAUCCCGAGGAGUCGGAGGUCAUUGCAGAGGCCCACUUCAAGCUGUCCCUUGCGCUUGAGUUCGCCUCAGUCACCAGCUCAUCUGAUGAGGAUGACAAGUCUGGCCCGCAGCCGGUUGACCAAGACCUACGUGAAGAAGCCGCGAAGGAGCUCGAGGCCGCUAUCGCAAGUACGAAGCUCAAGCUUCAGAACAAGGAGGUCGAGCUUGCGACUCUGCACUCCCCUGAGGACAACGACAUCACCAGAAAGCAAAUCGCUGAGGUUAAGGACAUCAUUGCUGAUAUGGAACAAAGACUUGUUGAUCUGCGCAAGCCGCCAAUCGAUGUCAAUGCAGCCCUUGCCGGCAGCGAUCCGAUGGGUGGCAUCCUCGGCGCUGCUCUAGGUGAGAGCGCUGCCCAGACCGAAGCCCGCAUCGAGGAGGCGAAGAAGACGGCGACGGAUCUCACCGGACUGGUGCGAAAGAAGGCCAAGGAGGAGCCAAAGCCGACUGCAGAGGAGGCGAAAACCAACGGCCACGAAUCUAAUGGCAAGCGAAAGGCCGAGGAGCCCGCUGAAGCCCCUGCAGAGACGAAGAAGGCUCGCGUCGAUGAGGCUCAGGAGGCAUGA
This is a messenger RNA of Phaeoacremonium minimum UCRPA7, 1584 nucleotides long. Its product is annotated as putative histone h1-binding protein. Gene Ontology annotation, cellular component: nucleoplasm. The transcript is spliced from 4 exons. Bases 1 to 1584 code for a protein of 527 amino acids. NCBI's taxonomy places the organism in Eukaryota, Fungi, Ascomycota, Sordariomycetes, Togniniales, Togniniaceae. The record is from RefSeq and is a predicted model, not a curated record. Gene Ontology annotation, biological process: CENP-A containing chromatin assembly; DNA replication-dependent chromatin assembly. Gene Ontology annotation, molecular function: histone binding.